UUUUUUUUUUUUUUUUUUCCCUUGUUCUUCUGCUUUUCUUCUCUCCCUCUUCUCGUCUCACCCACAGCCACCCCUCCUCCUCCUCCUCUCCUUCCCAGUGCAAGAUGGAGAGGGACCGCAGUGGUGGUCACCGCUGGCCUCCCGCCCUUCGUGGGGCUACAGCACCAGUUGCAGCACUAGCACCAGCAGCAAUGGGAUGCGGCAUUGGAUUCCCUUCCAAGCACGUCCUUCGUCGCUCUGCAACCAGCAGCACGCUCGCCGUCGCCCUUCUCGGCUUCCUCGCCGUCCUUGCCAUUGUCGCCAUCGAUCCAGUUCAUGGUCAAAAUUUCGCGGAUGGCGGUGUCAAAGGCGCCGUGAUCAGCUGGUGGCAGAGCCGAGGCUACUGGGGCCCAGGAUGGGUGAACAACUGGGACACGCCAGUGGAGUACACGUGCCCAAGUAGACAAGCAAUCACCGGAUGGUAUGCUGAGAACUCGAACAACAAGGAGGAUCGCCUGUUCUGGUUUGUGUGCAACGGUGUGCAGUACACCAACUGGGCAGGCUGCCAGUGGUCUGGCUACCUCAACAACUAUGACACUCCCAUCAACUUUGACGUCGGUGCCAGCUCGGGCAACCCUGGCGCCGCCAUUACCGGCUGGCAUUCGGUUCACGACAACGACAAAGAGGAUCGCGUCACACAACACUACUUUUGCCGGGUUGGUUCUAACACGGCCCAGAGAAUCAGCUCGUGUCGAGACCGUGGCAAUCUGAACAACUGGGACGACACGAUCGCUUUUGAAGCGCGAUACGGAGACCAGCCCGGUUCCGUGAUGACGGCGCAUUUUAGCUAUCACAACAAUGACAAGGAGGAUCGUAUCUACCGCUUCCGCACAUGCGUCGACUCUCUCGUUUGCGACUUUAACAAAUGGGGCUCUUCGUGCUCCGAAACGUGCAGUUGCGACACGCGCUACACAAUUCCAGGCUGGAGCGAGCCGGACUUGAACAGGAAUUAUCCAACCGGACACUGUGCGCAAUCUUCGCUGUACACCACCGACGCUGGCCCAGGCUCGGGCAUCGAUAUCCAUUUCCAGCUAGCUGUGCCAAACUUUCCCAGGUUCAAUUCCCCGUUGACGACAUCUUUCGGCGGUACAUGCUAUUGCAGCCCGUUAUCGUCAACCAACUACAUCCCAUUCAGCCGUCACUGUCAAUCGGGAGUGAACAAUGAGCUCUCUGAUUGCUACUUUGGAUUGACAAAGCCGCCGAGUCAAACCGUGUUUACCAAGUUUUCAAAGUUUUGCGAAUCCUCGACGACGGAUUACUGCUCAUUCCUGUAUUCCAGCACGCGUCGUUCUCGUCAGUGUCGCCCUCCGACCUUCGAGUUCAACAGUUUGGGACUGCAACUUGGCGGUUUUGUCGACCAUAAUUCCAUGUCUGGCAGCAACCACCAGUGGUACUUCCAAUGGCCGGGUCAAGAUGACCCUACUCUCUCUGCGUGGAGUGCACUCAACUCUGGUUGUUAUCAUGGCAACCCAAGCUUGGAUCAAGCCAAUCUAUGCACGUGUACAAAGACUGCCUACGGGUACCCUGCCACGUUCGGCAUUAGCGACGGUUCCAUUGCAAACAUUUGGAAUGGUCUGCGGUGCGACACUGCUGUUCCCGUGUUUUAUCUGACGCAGACCCUUGUGGAGAACACCAACAGCCCUCAGAGCGGAGUCCCCGUGUACCGCUCGCUGCAGUCCUCGCUCAAUCCGGAAGUGCGAACAUUUGAGGGCAUUGUCAACCCUCUGAUGCCAGAUCCUUACAAGUGGGUGAAAGAUACCACGGGUGGAGGGCAGUUGCAGUAUGAUUAUCAUUACAACGCUCAAUCCCGCAACAAACUCGGCAUGUACAUUCGGUUUGAGUUCAACUACGAGGGUGCGCCCAACCCCGCCGAUCAAGACCUCGUCCUCGUUCCUCUGAGCGCCGGAACGAACGCAGCCGGAUUGACCAACGCUUGGCUGGUCAAGGAUUGGGUACCUGCGACGAAUUAUCCCCCCGAAACUAGUGGCUCUGUCAAUGGCUUCCUGAAGUAUCUCGACUGGGCAUCACAGGAAAUGCGCCCUCUCUCCAGUUCGUCUUGCGGUUUGAGCUGCAGUAAUUCCUUUGCAGGCGACAUCAAUUUCGCCCCUCCGUACAACACAUACCGCAGCAGCAUUUGGUACGAAAUCACUGCGGGUGCUACAAACAACAUCAAGUUCAAUCCGCCGGCAAGCUGUCGCAUCUUCUCAAGCGCCCGCCCUGCGGACGGCGUUGUCAAUGAAUGCACCAAGCUCACCAUCAACUAUCGAUUUACCAACAAUUUUGUCCUGAGCAAUCAACGCACCGAACGCUCUUCCAAGUUUAUCAUCAUGUUCGACCCCACUCGCCCUGUUCUGGCCUCCCCCGCGGAUGUGUUUGACCAGGCAAACACCAGCCCGCGUUGGAUUGCUGGCUCGUGCAGCUUUACCGGCCCGCUCAAAGGCCAGUCCCGCGCUACCAACCCUGCCUUGGCUGCUUGUGUGACGCAGACUGGAAGCCCGGCGUGGCCCCAGUUCAAGUUUAGGCCCUCGGCGUUCUCUGAGAUGCAGUCCUCAAUCAGAACCUGGAGUGCUGCCGUUUUCAAGGGCAAAGACUGGUCCAAUCCGCUGAUUCAAACGAGCGGCAAUAUUACCUCGUCCAAUCCUGCUAGCAUCUCUGUCACCUUUCCGAGCAAUACACUUCCGGUCAACAACAACGUGUAUACUGUCAAGGUCCGUGUCGCCAAUGCGGCUGGUGACGGCCGCUCGGCGUUGUGGAUGCUGUCCUACGACCUCACUGCUCCCAGCGCCACCGUGGCCGAGUGCUUGGAUGCUGGAGCACUCCCGCAGCUGCCCAAGCCGUGGAACAUUGGCAAUGCUGAGGACAGAUGCCGAGCUACGUCGGAAACCAACAAUCUACCGAAUCGGGCAUACAUUCCCGAUCCGAGCGUUGUCUGGGACCACUAUGCCCAGAUCAACCUCGUCGAUCGUGACCUGGAGCUCAAGAACAUGUUUGUCGAUCCCAGUUACACAUCCAGCAAUGCGUCGUAUCAUCCUGCCCACGUCUACAAACCAACUGGCAAUGAAAAGUGGUACCAAACACACGACAAGAGCUUCCGAUUCCGCUGGAAUCACGUUUUUAUGGAGCCUGAUCAGGACAUCCUUCGCAGCCUGUCCUUCAAUAAUACCGAUUUGGACAACAUGAACGAUCAGUACGAUCGGCCUGGCGCCAACUUGAUUACUCCCGAUCCCGGCUACCUGGACCAAUCCAUUCUGGACACCGAUCUCGCUUCACCGCAGCGGCUGGCCAUCUUCUCGUACGAAUUCAGGUUCACUACAACCGGCUUGAAUGCGCCUGCCGCAUCGAUGGAUCCGAACACGCCUUCAAGCGAUCCCACCAUCAAGGUGCGAGUCACUGCUGGUUCCACCAUCUUUGUCGGCGUGUCGAAUGGCCUUGUGACAUCCACCGAAGCCGUUCUCGAGUCCCAGUCCGGGACCCGCUUCAAGAGUGGCUUUUGGUAUCACUUUUACGUGCGCGCCUACAACAUGUUUGGGCAUGUCAGUGCAUGGGCCCGCCGCACAGUGCUCGUGGAUCUCGACCCGCCAAGCGUGUCGCAGUUGAUUGUGGGCACCGGCGAUGCAUGCGGUCGCACGCAUAACUCGAAAGUGUAUCAAUCCAAUCUGAUGAACAUGAACGUGUUCUUCUGGGUUGUCGACACCCAGUCGGGCGUUGGUCUUGGCACUUGGCCGUCCGUCGACUGGAAGCUCUGCCGAACGUAUCCGACGGGCACCUGUCAAGAGAUGCCUGCAGGAUUGUACCUGCCGCUGAAGCUUCAGUCCGACUUGCCGAGUCGCAUCACUGGCCAAGCGCGACCCGACGUGUUUGAGGAUGGUUUCAAGGAUCCCGUCACCUCCUCGCCAACGGAACGCGACAAGCAGUUCUACCGGCUGCAAACGGCUGCGCUCACCUCCAUGCAAAUCACGCUGCAGCGCGAGCAGUUCCAUGCGUACCAGCUUUCUUCGUACGAGUUCCGCAUGAUGGUGACAGACCGUGCUGGACUGUUCACGACCCGCAGCGCCCAGGUCACCAUGGAUUUGACUCCGCCCGAGCCCGGGUUUGUGGCCGACGUGGAGCGCGCAGGCCUGAUCAACGACAUUGACCACCAGAACAGCCUGGAGCUCUUUGCCUACUGGGACUCGUUCUUUGACCACGAGUCUGGCAUUCACCACUACGAGUACGCAUUGGGAACGCCUUGCUCCCCCGUUUCUGGCGACCCAGACGCCUGCAAUGUGCUAUGCCCGACAAGCGCCGAGCAGCUGGUCGUGACGGACGCUCACGCCGUGCACGUCCAUGGUGACAAGGUGCCAGCGCGUGCCGUGAAGGGCGCCUGUCCAGCGGUCAUGUGUGUCAUCCAGCCGUUCCAGACCACCAGCGACCCUCUUCUCAAGGACACGACAGAAAAGUUUGACUAUGGCGCGCGUCGCGCUUCGGUCGAUCUGCAGCAAGGCUACUUGGAUGCCGCCGGUGUGCGUCACAAUACUUCGCAGCUCCUUGCCACGAUGGGAGAGCGGCAGUUUGGCGCGUCGGCCAAUCAGACCUUGCGUUACAACCGCCGCUUUCACUUUGCUGUGCGUGCGUACAACGCCGCCGACAGCACGGUGGCCGUGUGCUCGGACGGUAUUGACGUUGAUCACGAUGCCCAAGCGCACUUUGACGCCAUCAAAGUCUCCAAUUCCUACCGCGGCACAGACGGUCGCCAGUACGUCCGCCUCGCCGACGGAGCCAGCAAGCUGCGUGUCGAGCUCGAGUGGAACUUUUUGGACGAGGGCGCUGGCGUUGCCUUUUAUCGCGUGGGCUUGGGCACUGCGGCCGAGCACACCGAGGUGGGCAACCGCAUCUUUUGGAAUGACGGCGUGCUUGAGAACAGCCUGACGCUUCAAAUCCAGCCUGGUAUCCAGCUCGAGGACGGCGAGGAGUUUGUCAUUAACGUGGUUGCCGUGACCAUGUCGGGUCGUGAAAUCACGGGCACCUCCGCCGAAGAGUACAUUGUCGUGAUCAGCCCUCCCACAGAGGGUAUUGUGCAGGUGGCACAGGGCGGCAGCGGUCAGAUCCUCGUGUCCUGGAACGGCAUGAUUGACAUUGUCUCUGGCGUCGACCACUUUGACUGGGCCAUUGGCUCGUACAUGGAGAAUGAAGACAUCAAGCCCUUCAUUCGGUCUCCUGUUGAAAACUAUCGACUCUACGACUGGGUGACCUGCACGAACAACACGCACAACAUUAACUGCAAUUUGCAGAUCGACAGCGAGCCGCUCGCCAAGCUUCUCGACGGCCACAGCUACUGGUUGACGGUCCGCGCGUGGUCGCAUGCUGGCCUGUUCUCCACCUCGAGCGCUGCCACGCCCUUCCUGGUGGAUCGCAGCCCGCCCUACGCCGGCACCGUUGUUGAAACGCUUGGCCCCGAGUCGCACAUUGACAUUGACGCGCACAAUGGAGCGCCUGGCCUGUUUGCCGUGUGGGAUGGCUUCAAUGAUCCGCACACUGGCAUUGCGCUGUACGAGGUGGCCAUUGGCACGAGUGCGGGCGCCGAGGAUAUCCUGGCGUUUGCUGGCGGCUCGCUGCCGUGUGGCUUUGACGUCCACGGCAACCGCAAGUGCCAGACAUGGUACUUGCUGAAUGCGCUCGGAGCUGGCUACGUCCUUGCACCAGGAGUUGUUUACUAUGUGUCUGUUCGCGGAUUCAACGAAAAGGGGUUGUUUGCAACCGCCUUCUCGGAUGGUGUGCGCAUCUUGCCAUCCUCCCCCACACCUGCUGUGAUUUCAGUCGAGACCAACACGUUCGAUGAGCGCCAGGCCAACGUUUCUUUUGGCGGAAUCUUUGGCUUCCAGCUGUCGACCACUUCCGUGACGGCAACCUGGACGGACUUUUCUUCCGAUGACACCUUUUCGCACUACCUGUGGUCGAUUGUUGUGUCGCAUGACGAGGCCCCCGAGGCCGAGUACGCGGGCAUUGCUGGUGUGACGCUGUUUGAUCCGCCCAACCCGACCGAUUACGUUGCAACCGGUGCCAUCGCUCGAGGAGAAAACGGCCUGCUCAGCUUCUCUGCUGGCGACGAGUUCAGGGUGUACGUGCAAGUGUGCGACAAGGCCGCAACCUGCGUGAUUAGCUCGACGGAUUUGUACCGCAUCGACGACAGCCCGCCUGUCCCCACGGGUGGACUCUCUGCAACUCUCGAGUUCCCCACUCGCACGACGGUGCAGUUUAACAUCGAAUUCGACGAGUUUGAAGAUUACGAGUCGGAUGUCCUGCAGUAUGCGUGGGCCAUCGGCACGCUGCCGUCGCCAACCGCAUUCGUGACAGAGUUUUUCAACGUGUCCGAGCCGUACCAGGUCAGCAACACUGUGCAUCGGCUGAUGGAGCUCCCUGUGGCCUUUACUACACCCAUGUUCAUUACGCUUCGUGCGUGGAACCGCGUGGGGCUGCGCACUGAUCGGACCGUUCCCGCGGUGCCCGUUGACGGCACAAUGUUUGCUCAGUCUCGCCGCAUCAACAUUCUGGAUGUUGAUCUGGCAUCUGCCUCGUCAGUCACCAGCAACUCGAGCUUUGUUCUGGCGGAUCGUGACUACACGUCGUCUGAUUCCUCCCUCGCUGCCUCGUUCGACGGCUUCCCUGACACAAUCAUGCGCUACACGUACGAGUGGUCAAUCGGUACUGCCGGUGUCCCUCUGGACAACACGAUUGUGUUUGAGGACGUGCAGCGCUUCCAGCCAAUCAUUCCUUUGCCGCGUGUCGACAUGCCCCUGUCGUUUGCCAACUGGAUUAACAACCUGGCAGUCGAGGAUGUUGCGCCCGUGCGCCACAACUACGUGUACCUGUUCAACUUGACCAACGCGCAAAACUGGACUGCAGGGCUGGCACAGCCGAUCGUUGCUGAGGUUGGGCCGUACGUCUACAAGCAGGUGGAAGAGCGCCUUGCGGCCACCUUCGACUCGAAACGCACGCAGCUCGAUUAUGUGCGCUACGUCCGCCAAGAGUUUGAUUCGGCCUUGUCAGGCGGGCGGAACGACACAUCCGAUGGCGUUGUCGUACUGAACGCCGCCUACCUUCGUCUCCUCUACCUUUACCGCACGGCAACGUACAAGGAGGUCGAAGCACUCAAGUAUCUUGUUGCAACACAGCUGUCCUACUGGCUGCCUACCUUGGCCCGCGUGCUGACGACCGACAUGCUUGCCACGAGCGACUACACUGCCAAGCUGAACAUUAUUGGCGGUGGAAUCGAGGCCUCUUUGAACGACCUUCUGUGGUACCAGCUCGGCAGGGCUUCCGUCAUCCCGACCAUCUCGUCCAACAUGAGCACGGCGGUUCCCUAUCUCCAAAUUAACGAGUUGCCAGUCGCAUCCGGCUUGGAGCUGUUCACGUACGCUCACUGGCUGAACCCCGCGACCUAUGGCAACUUGGCGUCGUCGCAGUACUUUGCUCUCACGCAGACGGAAGCCAGCGCAGUCUAUGGUAUUCUCACCAACAUGGCGAGUUUGGACCAGUUUGUGCAGCUGAUUGUGCUCAGUUCAGACAGUCCGGCCUUCAAGGCGGACGCGCUCGCCGGCUUGCUGCAGGGCGUGACAAUGUCUGCUCAACGCCGCAUCGACCUCGUGGACGUCAUGAGCAACUACUUUAUGUACCUGGCCACGGCGUUCCUCGACUACUACGACUCGCGGCUGGUCUGCACGCGCUUGGUGCGAGAUGUUGUUCUUGGAUACCAGGAUCGCAUGCUGGCUCGUCUCAAGGUCAUGGAUCCGACCUUUGGCCAGCAAACAGUGCGUGGAAUCUUGACGCACCAUGCCAGUGCUGCUGCGGCCACCAGCACGGCUCUGCCUGAGCAAAUGCACACGGGAACCGACGACAUUGAGAACGUCAACUACUUUGCUGGUAUUGGUGGGCUGGCAGAGCUGGCGACCACCGGAUUUACAUCUGCAGUGGCUGGUUACGACGGCGUGCAGCUCCCUUGCGCAUUGCGCAACACGACCUGGCUGUCGGACGCCCCGCUUCGCACGCACUAUUACAUUUUCGACCGCGACAUGCGCCGCGCCUCGAGCUUCGAGUACACUGGCAACUCUGCGCUCAACAAUCUGCACACUGUCAACCGGUUUGAGCUUGCAUCGAACGCGCUGGCGGCCUCGGAGUUUGCGCGCGCGCAGUUUGCGCUGAUGGUAGAUGGCGCGCAGCCGCUGCUCAUGUGGGAGCAGUACCCUCUGUACAUGUCCAAGCCGCACUUUUUGCACGCCAACAGCAGCCUGCUGCUCGGCGUGGGUGGGCUGAAUGCCAAUCCGGCCACUCACAACUCAUUCUUGGAGGCCGAUCCGAUGACUGGCCGCGUCCUGAACGGCGGCGUUCGCUGGCAAUUCUCGCUCAGCGUGAUCAACUCGGACACGCCUCUCCUGACGCCCGACAUUCCGCUUGGCGAGAACUUUGUUCCGGUCGGCUGGUUUGAUCUUCGCACUGAAACGGCGAAUGCUUCGCUGAUCGAGUUCCGCAACCGCAUGGAGCUGUCCAAGAUUGCCUCUGCGCAAAACGUCGCCAAGUCGGUCAUCAACAGCACAUUUGUGGCCAACUCGACUGCUCCGUUACUGCCGAACGACGCCAUUGUCCCGUCAUCCAACAAUGUGGACUUGCCUCGUGUCGUGACCGCCAUCGGUCUGCAUCUGCUGCAGGGCGUGCGCUACUAUGUCUGCUUCCGCGGCCGCGUCGGCAGCAUUGAGGCGCCCUUCACGUACGGCUGCUCGAACGGCAUCACGGUGGAUCUAACCCCGCCCGUUCCCGCGCACAUUUGUGACGGCUCGCUCCUGUGCAACUCGCUGGCCAACGACAAGGACUAUCAGGUCUCCAUCUCUGAAAUGUACGGCAGCUGGCAGCCUUUCGUUGAUCUGGAGGAGUCAGAGCUCGUCCACCUCACAGGCAUUGCGUACUACGAAUGGGCGAUUGGCUCGUCCCCAGGCGGCAUUGAUGUGUUUGAGUUUAGACACGUCGGCACUGCGCUCAAGGCGGUGGCAGCGGCCGAGUCGGCAACGCACGGCUUCCAAGUUGCGCCGCAAGCGGGCGUGCGCUACUUUAUCACCGUUCGCGGCACCGACUUGGUGGGUCUGAGUGCCACUGCAUUCUCGGAUGGCAUCAUUCUGGACCCGUCACCGCCCGUGGUGGGCAAGGUCACGGUGGCGCGCAUUGUGGCCAACCAGUACCAUACCGACAUUAACGCCAUCACGGUGGAUUGGGCUGGCUUUGUCGAUCUCGAGUCGGGCAUUGACUCGUACUCCUGGGGCAUUGGUACCGUCCCUGGUCUCGCCAACGUUCGGCCGUUUGUUCGUGUGCCUUCCAUGUCUUCGGCGACGCAAACCAACCUGGCCAACGCCAUCCAGCAAGCACACGUUUACUACAUUGUGGUGCGCGCUGAAAAUGGUGCCGGACUCCACUCGUUUGCAUCGUCGUUGCCCAUCACGGUGGACAGCACGCCGCCUUCCAUCGGCCAGGUCCUGGAUGUCGCCUCCAUCGCCAGCAUCCGCCAAGAGGACGACGACUAUUCCACCAACCGCACAAGCAUUGCUGGCCAGUGGCUCAAUUUUGUCGAUCCCGAGUCUGGCAUCAAGGUGUUUGAGUGGGCUGUCGGCACCAAGCCAAACCACGAGGAUGUCAUGCUCUUCACCCCAGUGGGAACCAGCACUGUCGCAUCGCGCAGCGGACUGUCACUGACCGACGGUCGCAAGUACUUUGUGACGCUUCGCGCCUGCAAUAUGGCCGGGCUCUGCUCUGUCGGCACGUCUAACGGCAUUCGCGUGGAUGGCUCGCGUCCCUCGACCGGUCGCGUGUUUGACGGCUUUUCGCAUCUCGACUUGGUCUUCCAGUCGCAGACAGACAUGAUUGGAGCGCAUUGGUACGGCUUCCAUGACGCCCAUUCUGGCAUUGCCCGCUUUGACUGGUGCGUGGAGAGCGAAGGCUCGGGCGCAGAGUGCAACACGCGCGGCUGGGAGACUGUGUUUUUGGAAGAAUCGGCGCUGGAUCCAGAAGUCUCGUUGGCGCACGGCGUGCGCUACUUUGCUCGAGUCCGCGCGUACAAUGGCGCUGGCUUGUAUGUGACUGGCAUCUCGGACGGUGUUCGCGUGGAUGCCACUCCGCCGACGAAUGGCCUUGUCGCCCUGGAUCCCAUCUUCCCGAAUGUCCCAUCAACCUACCAGAUUUCCUCCGCGCUCGUCAAGACGACUCUGUCUGGCUUUACCGAUGGCGAGUCUGGUUUGUUUGAGUACACUUGGCACGUUCGCCCCGUCAACUACACGGCAGUCAACAUUCUCCAGCACAAGGGCCAUCGCGGCCGCGACAUUAUGGACAUUGAGAUGACCGGCACCUACCCUGGUGGCAUGGUCUCACAACUCGCCUUGCAGCUUGGUGAAAAGUACCACAUUGUCGCUGAAGGCGUCAACGGCGCGGGUGUCGGCUCGGCGCUGGUGAGCUCCCCGGCGUUUGUGGUGGACUGGUCGUCGCCCGCUGGCGGCUGGGUGGAGCACCAAGUGCUGUCAUCGACGACUAUCCGCGUGACAUGGGAUGCCUUUGUUGACGAGGAGUCUGAUAUUGCGACAUACCGUGUGCUGGUGGGCUCUGCGUUGCUUGGUUCGAACCUCGUGUCGCAGGAUGUCACGCCCACUCCCAACGCGACCGUCACCCUGAUGACGACCGUUGUCACUUUGCCUGUCGGUUUUGAUGCCACGACGACGCCGUAUUCUGUUGCAGUGACUGCGCGAAAUGGCGCGUCGCUGUGGUGUGCCCAACCGACGUACUCUCGCUCGCUGCAAGACUCGCGCCUGUUGCCGUAUGCCGAUGUCGUGUGUGCCUCCAACAACACAGUCAACCUGACUGGCAGCGUGCAAGUCCUUGACGGGUUUGUGGUUGGCUCGGACAUUACCUACCAACCGUACAACGACACCUUCUCUGGCAACUUUGACUUUUCCAACUGGUGCAGCUCGCACUCGACCAUCUGCAGCAAGUUUGUUCGUUUCGAAUUCUCCAUCAAGUCACGCUCGGGUCUGUCCGACGGAGAUGUCUUGUGCACCCAAUUCCUGCACGCGGUUACUGCCGACAUGGCAACGCGAAGCGGUGUUGCGGUUGGCACUGUGCACAAUCCCAACUUUAAGGCCUUCCCAACGCAAGUUUGCGGCGACUCUUUCAAGAUGAUUGAAGGGCAAGAGUACCUCUUCCAAGUGCGAGCGAUUGCCAACGACGGCACGUGCUACCUGGCCAACUCGAAUGGCGUCAAGGUGUUGGACUCUGCGCCUCGUGCUGUGCUGCAGCGUGGCUAUCGCGUGCUUGAUGGUCUUGUGCCUGACAAGGACUUGGACUACCAGUCGAGCUCGAGCUCCAUCUCGGCAUCCUGGAGCCAAGCCUUUGACACUUCCCCGCAGCUGCCCAACCGCUACGAGCUGGCUGUCGGCACACUUCCCUACUUGAACAAUGUGCAGGACUUUACUCCUGUUGGCCAGCAAACCAAUGUCACGUUCGAUCUGGCGGCGCACGGCAAGUCACUCUUGGUGGGUCACCACUACUAUGUGACAAUUCGCUGCUACACCGAGUCUGGCUUGUUUUUGGAGCGUGCCUCGGACGGCGUCAUGGUGGACAACCAGCCGCCAAUGGCCGGUGUUGUCGUGGACGGCUUGGGCCCGGAGGACGCCGACUACAGCAGCGAUCCAUACACUGUUUCUGCAAUGUGGUGGGGAUUCGAAGGGAUGUACGCUCCGCUGGCCGAGUACUUCUGGGCGAUCGGAACCACUCCUGGUGCUGACGACGUCCUGGAAUUCACCUCGGUCGGCCUGCAAGUCAAUGCCACGUUCGUCUCGCCCACGCCGCUGGCUGGCAAGCUGUACGUUUCGGUGUACGUGCUCAAUGCUGUUGGCACCAGCAGCAGCGUUGUUGUUUCCGACGGCCUGGUGCCCGACGCGUCUGCACCCGACGUUGGCGCGUUGCUGCCGUUUGACCCCGAGCGCCAUGCCCUGUGCACUCCGACUGUUUGUGCGCAGCGUGAUCCGACGCAAAUCAUUGUCACAUGGUCGAACUGGCGUGACAUGCAAUCUGGCAUUGACCGCUUCCAGUGGGCCAUCGGCACGCGGCCCGGCGGCACGCAAAUCCAAGAGUAUCUCGAGGUCGAAGGCGAGGCCACCAACGCGACCAACUCGGCCUUGGAGUUGCUUCACGGACAGGAGAUUUACAUUACGCUGGUGGCCAUCAAUGGCGCUGGUAUCCGCGCCAAGAUGACGUCGCAGAAGCUGCUCGUGGACCUCACGCCGCCCGCGCUGGGUCAGCUGAGGGACGGUCUCAGCACCACGGAAGAUGCCGUCUACCAACCCACCAACGAGAUUUCGGCCAACUGGGACGGCUUUGACGAUCCAGAGUCGGGCAUUCUCGAGUACCGCUGGGCGAUCGGCACGGGCAAGGGACUUUUGAACGUGAUGCCCAUGACGUCGGUGGGUCUGGCGACCAGCGCGUCCUUCAACCUGACCUCUGGCGCUGACGGACUCAAGUACUUUGUGACGCUGGAGGCUGUCAACAACGUCGCAGCCAUCACGGUGGCGCACAGCGAUGGUGUCCAAAUCACUGCCAUCACUCCAACCGUGGGCAGCGUGGUUAUUUACGACUAUCUUCGUGGCGCCGUCGAGUAUCUUGCUGCCAACUCGUCCGUUCUGCUCGAGAUUGAGGACUUUUCCGACCUGCACUCUGGCCUUGCCACCUACUCGUUCGCAUUCGAGGAGCAACGCGGAGCUGACUGGGUGAUGCUCGAGAACGGCACCAUCCCUGCCACUCUGAACUUUGUCCAAAUCACCAACAAGCCCCUCGCGCACUCCGGUGUGUACCGCGCGAGCGUCGUUGCAACCAACCGCGCCGGCUACUCGACUGUACCCACGACCGCGACGGCCCUGAUUGACUUGACGCCGCCCGUGUUUGCAGAGAACGCCACGGCGAGCUGCUGGGAGGCAGAUCAGUUGCUUGUGAUUGGCUUUGGUGUGCGAGACCCUGAAUCGAGUCCAGCUGGCGUUGAGGUCGAGUUUGCCCUGACCAAACCUAUCGCACCCUCCGACAUGUCCAUCCUGACCUGGGAUGAGGCGGUGCCUGGCGCUCCUUCGACCGCGAUUGCUUGCUACGACAACAUUUUCGACAUGCCUGCUUCGAUCACGCACUGCAAGGAGAUGGCGUGGCACCACGACGCCAACCGCUUCUGCUACUACACGACCGCCGGCUUGUUUGACGAUUCUCGCAAGCUCGUGCGGCUCGACAACUACAUUGGUCUCUUGCGUGCUCACAACGGAGCGCAUUCCACCACCACCCAGUCCUUCUUUAUUCCGGCUGACAAUGAGUGAUUUGUUUUUUUGAUUUUGGUUUUCGCGCUGUUUUCGUUUGUUGCUGUGUCUUUUGAGUUUGCGAGUUGGCCCUUGGAGGUUGCUUACUCUACCUUUUGAGUUUGUGUGUGCUUUUGCUUUGAUACUUUCUUUUUGUUAUAUACCUGUUAAUGAUGAUUUCUUGUUUGUUGCUG
Capsaspora owczarzaki ATCC 30864 is the source of this 13573-nucleotide messenger RNA. RefSeq lists its product as hypothetical. The record is from RefSeq and is a predicted model, not a curated record. Lineage: Eukaryota; Filasterea; Ministeriida; Capsasporidae. The transcript is spliced from 4 exons. Gene Ontology annotation, cellular component: membrane. The coding region runs from base 105 to 13400 and encodes 4431 amino acids.